This is a messenger RNA of Neohortaea acidophila, 2366 nucleotides long. Its product is annotated as SPOC like C-terminal domain-containing protein. Gene Ontology annotation, cellular component: nucleus; Ku70:Ku80 complex. NCBI's taxonomy places the organism in Eukaryota, Fungi, Ascomycota, Dothideomycetes, Mycosphaerellales, Teratosphaeriaceae. The transcript has a single exon. The record is from RefSeq and is a predicted model, not a curated record. Gene Ontology annotation, molecular function: telomeric repeat DNA binding; DNA helicase activity; damaged DNA binding. The coding region runs from base 183 to 2216 and encodes 677 amino acids. Gene Ontology annotation, biological process: double-strand break repair via nonhomologous end joining; cellular response to gamma radiation; telomere maintenance.
ACGUGAUCUACAGCCUGGCGAUGAACCUGGCGGUCAGAAGUCGUGGAGCUGCCGCCUGAUCUCGCGUCAGAUUCGCGAGCGGAUGAAAUGACGGCAGCCAUGACGCUGUUCACCUCUUCACACUGCACUUCACUGCAACGAUCUCCACACCACACCCCCCCGAGCCUGACGGACAAUGAAAUAUGGCUGAUCUGCCAUAUCGGGACAAGAUGGCGGACAAUUCCAAUCGCGCAGCUGAGGAGGAAGAGGAUGAGGAGGAUGAGGUGGUGGAUGAAUCAGGCUACAAGACCGUCAAGGACGCCGUCCUUUUCGCAAUCGAUGUUAGCAAGAGCAUGCUCACCACUCCCGAGGACGCGGAUCCGAAGAAACCCGAUACCGGCCUGUCACCUACCAUCGCUGCUUUAAAAUGCGCCUACAGCUUGAUGCAGCAACGCAUCAUCAGCAACCCCAAUGACAUGAUGGGCAUUCUCUUGUUUGGCACCAAGAAGAGCAAGUUUCAAGAAGGUGAUGACGAGACUGGCAAGACUGGUCUCCAAUACCCGCAUUGCUACCUUCUCACCGACUUGGACGUGCCGGCUGCGGCUGAUGUCAAACACCUCCGCAAUCUUGUCAACGACGAAGGCGAAGCAACCGAUCUGCUACGAGCCUCCGAUCAGGAAGUUAGCAUGGCCAAUGUCUUGUUCUGUGCCAACCAGAUCUUCACUACAAAAGCCCCCAAUUUCUCCUCGCGCCGGUUGUUUCUGGUGACCGACAACGACUCUCCACAUGCCACCAAUCGCGAUGCUCGUAACUCUGCCGCUGUCCGCGCGAAAGAUCUCUACGACCUUGGCGUCACCAUCGAGCUCUUUCCCAUCUCUCAUCCAGAUCGUGGCUACACAUUCGACAGAAGCAAAUUCUACGACGACAUAGUCUACUCCGCCAUACCAUCCGAUCCUGAUGCACCCGCGCCGCUGACAACCGACAUCAAAGCCGCCAAUGCUUCCGCUAAGGACGGCAUCAGCUUGUUGCAGGCUUUGUUGUCCUCUGUCGCGUCUCGUGCUGCCCCGCGAAGAGCACUAUUCAGCAGCGUCCCGUUCGAGAUCGGCCCCGGGCUCAAAAUUAGCGUCAAGGGCUUUAUCCUUCUCAAGCGGCAGGAACCCAAGCGCACGUCAUACAUAUACCUCCCGCCAGACAGCGAGAAGCCUCAGAUCGCCGUGGGCAGUAGCACACUUAUGGCUGAGGAUACCGCACGCUCCGUUGAGAAGGUUGAGAUUCGAAAGGCGUUCAAGUUCGGUGGCGAGACAGUCUCCUUCACAGAAGACGAGCUGUCCAAGAUUCGAAACUUUGGUGAUCCAGUCCUGCGGAUCAUCGGCUUCAAGCCCUUGAGCAUGCUCCCGAUUUGGGCCAAUUACAAGCACAACACUUUCAUCUACCCCUCGGAAGAAGACUUUGUGGGCUCGACCAGAGUAUUUUCUGCGCUACAGCAAAAGCUGCUCAAGUCUCAAAAGUUCGGUCUAGCAUGGUUUAUACCACGCCGCAACGCCGUGCCUACCCUCGCCGCCGUGUACGCCGGUGCGGAGAGGAUAAGCGACGCGGGUGAUCAGGUGAUGCCACCAGGUCUCUGGAUCAAACCCUUGCCCUUUGCGGACGACAUCCGGGAACCACCGGCCGAGAUCGAUCUCAUCAAAGCCUCCGACGAUUGCAUCGACAAAAUGCGCGUCGUUGUUCAGCAACUCCAGCUUCCCAAAGCAGUUUAUGAUCCUCAACGCUACCCGAACCCGAGUUUGCAGUGGUUCUACCGCAUUCUGCAGGCUCUAGCCUUGGAGGAGGACCUUCCCGAGCAGCCCGAGGACAAAACGCUGCCGCGAUGGAAGCAGAUCCACAAACGCGCCGGACAGUACGUUGUGGAAUUCGGGGAGGUACUGGACAAAGCUUUUGCGAGGUGGCAGAAGGAUAGCGGGAGGAGUGGAGCGCCGGGGGUGAAUGGUGGCGCGAAACGGAGUCAGCCUUUCGGUGCUUCUGGCAGUGCGCCGAAGAGGGUGAAGAAAGAGGGCGAUGAGGAUGCUGGGAUCAGUGACGAGGAUAUGCGCGCGGCGUUUACCAAGAACGCGCUGAGUUCUUUUACUGUUGCUCACUUGAAGACGUGGUUGCAGGGCAAGGGGCUUAGCACGACGGGAAAGAAGCAGGAUUUGAUCGAUGUGGUCACUGGGUGGUUUGAGACAAAGCGAGAUGCGUGAAUGUUUCGCGUUACCCCGGAUUGCGAGAUGUGCAGUAUUAGCGACGGCGUUCGGAAGGGGUUUGAAGGGUUUGAGACGGGUGAAGAGUGAGAUUGUUUGCCUUCACAACCCACCCUUCUUUGCGUGAAGUGAAGUUUGGAAUGCAAAGCU